AUGGACGCAGGAGUAGUCGUUGAUGAUCAAUGUAUUAAGGAAUUCAAGACCUUCCACUCAAAGAACAGCAAUUUGAGAUGUAUUCUAUUUACUAUCAAUGAUAAGGGUGAUCGUGUGGAGGUCGCUAAACAAGUCGAAAAGGGAGGGGAAGCCGAUACAUGGGAUGGCUUCUUGAGUUCAGUUGUUGAGGCAGAAUUCAGUGAUAAAGGAUGUUGGGCCGUAUAUAAUUUGGAAAUGACCAAGGAGGACCAAGGCGUAGAAAGACAAAUCUCCAAGCUUGUGUUCCUUCACUGGGUUCCAUCCAAGACCAAGCCAAGAGCCAAGAUGUUGAUGAGUUCUACCAAGCAAUCUCUCUUCAGCAAAUUCAAUUGCUCCAUGGUCAACAUUGAGGGCACCUCAUUGGGUGAUAUUUGCGAGAAGAACAUUUUGGACAAACUCAAGAGCUCUCUCUAA
Naegleria lovaniensis is the source of this 453-nucleotide messenger RNA. RefSeq lists its product as uncharacterized. NCBI's taxonomy places the organism in Eukaryota, Heterolobosea, Eutetramitea, Acrasida, Naegleriidae. Gene Ontology annotation, biological process: actin filament depolymerization. Gene Ontology annotation, cellular component: cytoplasm; actin cytoskeleton. The record is from RefSeq and is a predicted model, not a curated record. The transcript has a single exon. Gene Ontology annotation, molecular function: actin filament binding. The coding region runs from base 1 to 453 and encodes 150 amino acids.